Theileria equi strain WA is the source of this 1953-nucleotide messenger RNA. Its product is annotated as bromodomain containing protein. The transcript has a single exon. Lineage: Eukaryota; Apicomplexa; Aconoidasida; Piroplasmida; Theileriidae. The coding region runs from base 1 to 1953 and encodes 650 amino acids. Gene Ontology annotation, molecular function: protein binding. The record is from RefSeq and is a predicted model, not a curated record.
AUGGCGACGCCUGGUAAUUACUCGCUCCUAUCGAGCAGAGGAACGCUCCUGUUGUCGCCGAGCGAAGCACAGAGGAUUAAUGAAAUUAUAUCCAGCUUCAAUUUUAGGCUGGAUCCAUGUCUAGAAAUCGUAAAUCCAUCUUCUAAACCAAAGACUAAAGUCUCGAGCCAUGGUACAAGUUCUCACCAUUUUUCAGAUGACUAUACACCACGGUUGAACAGGAAAAGGUCUUCAGAUUCGUAUGUUAGGACUUAUAGUAAUACGCAGUCCUCGUUUGAUUUUUAUGAAAAACGAUCAUCAAGAGUUAGAAAGCAGCCAGUUACGUUUUUGGAUGAAUUCUACGAUGAAAAUGGCAACACAAAUGUUCUUGAUGAUGAUUAUGUCGUACCAAGGGCGGAAAAACGUGUAAAAAGUUCUCAUACUAAAAAGGAAGUGAAGCCACCACCAGUCAUUCUCUACAAGGCUGUUCCGGCUUCGACAAAACAUCUACCAAAGUUACCAAAGGAUACAUGGGAAUACGCCUGCUAUCGCAUUUUACAGGUCAUAAAGUACAUGGACACCGACAAGUGGUUUUGGUUUCCUGUUGAUCCAAUAGUUGAUGGAGUGCCAAAUUAUCUGUCAAUAAUAAAGCAUCCCAUGGAUUUUCACACAGUGACCGAACGUCUACAUACAAAAUAUUACUCUACACCUUUUGGUUGGCAACUCGAUAUGCGCCAAAUAUUCUACAAUGCAUUUCUCUUCUACCCUCCGGAUAAUGUAAUUUGGCAGGCAGCUCACGCCUUAGCAGCCGCCUACGAAAACAAACUCAAGACAUGUAAAUAUCUUAAUCCAGAUGAGUAUCUCCAGAGCUUAUCAAUGGAUCAAUCGGUGGUAAAACAGGAACUUGAGUCAAUUUAUGCGCCACGAUCCAAAAAGUACUAUGAUAAGAAUGUGGUUGAACCCAUACAAACCGGCAGCAGACGUGCAGGUGCAAAGAAAACGUUUACUGCGGAAGUAUAUAGCGAUGAAUAUGAUGAUAGUUACCACAGCAGUUCCGUGGAAUUCUCAGACGAUGAUUUUGAGUCACAUGUACCCGCCAGAGGAAGACCACGCAUACAUAAAAAGACACCAUUUUCUCCUCAAAGAGAUGUUAUAAAGAGAAGCAGAGUUAUUUCACGUUUACCAAAGUUGUCUGGAGACUCGUCAAAUCCAGAAUAUGGAAAGGUAUUGCAUCCUCCACCCUUGCAGAGGCUUAUCAACGAUAAGCCACUCACUGCGGCACAGCAAAAAACUCUGGAAAUCAAUCUUGCUAGACUUGUGCCAGAACAGAGGAAAGCUGCUCUGGAACUUGUUCAGGAUGAUCUUGGUAUACUGGCAGAAAACCAUAAGGAUGACAAGGACUUUGUAUUUGACACAGAUUUACUCUCUGUUGAUAAACAGAAACAAUUCUUUAUAUAUGUGAAUCAAAUGGCCAAGCGCAAUAUGGAUCACAUGAUCAAAGCAUCAGAAAAGAUGAGAGAAACACGCAUAGAGCCUUCACUACCCGCUCCCUCUGAAAUGUUUGACGUCUCGUCAAGUUCCUCAUCUUCACUCUCGGAUGUUGCAUCAAAUCUCUUGAGCUCAGAUGAGUUUUUCAGUUCAUCAGACUCCGAAAAUGACAUGAUACCUGAAAAGACUAAACCUAGUGACCACGUACAAGAUGUCCCAGAAAAAUUACCAGAAUACAAACCAGUAGACGAAUUCGACUCUCAAACACCACAUAUUAGCGAGGGGAUUAUGGGUGACCAUGCAGACUUUCUGGGCAAAAUGGAAACUCCUGUAGAUACAGAGUCAAACGUGAAUGUUGGCAAAAAGAGCGCAUGGAUGGAAUGGAAGGGACAAGUCAUUCACCACGGAAUGGUUGCUCAACAGACUGGAGUACCUCCACGCAACGUAGAUGAACAAAUUGCCGAAAGCUUUGAUGCAAGGAUCUAA